AACGCAUCAUUAUCGCCGCCUGUCACCGGAUGGUGGCGCGUGAACCCGUGGAGCUUCCAAGCUAGGCUACUGAACUGAAAAAGAAACUGCGUCGUUUUAUCCUCGGUCAUUUUGCCAACUAUUGGUAACAAGAGCAGCUGCUAGCAGAAAGAUCUAGGGGUUUUGGUGACCAACAUGAGGAGACAGGAACAGCAGCCAGACCGACCAGCAACAGGCUACCUCCCUGUGUCACUUUUUAACCAGAGGAGGAGAAACAGAAUUCCUCUGAAAUCUGUUCCUAGUGAGAAUGAAUUCUUUUCCCCAAGUGAAUACGCGGCCAGCACCAGUUCAGCUGAUUGUCUCGGCCCCUCAGGUACAUUUGUAUGUCCCCAGGUCUCAGAGUCUUCUUCUAGUGCCCCACAAAGUCAUCAGUGGAACAGAAAAGCUGUCCCAGAGUCUUCUAAACCCCAGCAGUAUGGCAACAACAGACCUGCACCUGGACCUUCUACAAUGAGAAGCUACACACCCAUAUCACAUCCCUACAAAGCUGGGGCCAAAAGCUCCAUGAUGGGCCUACAUGGCAAUCCAGCGGGACACUGGGAUUCCAGCUCUGUCGUUAGUUCCAGACAGGGCAAAGUUCAACAUCUUUAUGGCAACGAGAACUCACAAAGCAAGCCAGCACACCAUAAAGGAGCCUCUCAGAUGGCUCAGCAGUCGUCCUACAUACAAACCUUCUCUACGUACCAGUAUUCCCAGCAGUCUAGACCUCUUCUUCCUCCUGAAGCUCAACCCAAAAGGCCCUCUGCCCAUGCUGCAGAGCAACCUAACAAGUCAUGGAAAUUUACUAACAGCUUUGAGCAAGAAAAAUCUAACUUUACUGUAAAAAAGAGCUCAGCUCAACCUCAAACAUCUCAACCAACCAGGAAUCAGGAAAGGGCUCCAGUAAAGCCAGCUGUGGAAAAUUCCCUGAGGAUCCUGACUACAGUUAUUAUUGGAAUGAGACACUGGAGCCAGUUUAAAGACAAGGUUCCUUACUUAUUCGAGAUCUUUGCUACUCUGGACUCUGCAGUCACACUGGGCCGCUACGGAGCCAAGAACUUUCUCAUGAGAGAUGGAAAGGAUGUGAUGCAGUGUGUCUUUUAUGAAAAUGAGCAGGUGCUGCCACGCCUCAUCCGCGGUCAGGUCCAUCGCUGCGUAGGCAACUACGACCGCAGCAGAGACGUCCUCAUCUGUGUGUCUGUCAGAGCCGGCCUGCCGUCAGAGCUGAGGAACGCUCUGGAAGCUGUCAAAGUCUCAGAUGCAGAAAUGAGAGCACUGGUCAAGAUACUCAGCGAAGUUUGAGCAGCAGCUGUUCUCGCUGGUCAAAGGUUCAGGUUUAUGGGAAGAUUUCUAGAUAUUAUAGUCUGUUGAAAAUGCAAGGUAGUUUUAGCAAACAGUUAGUUAUUGUUGAUGUUUGCUGUUUUCCCUGAAAGGAUGCUGUUUCUAUGGGGUUGUAGUUUGUUAAAAUCAGUUAAAUGUUCUCCUUUAGUAUAUUUGUUUUUGUGAACAAAUAUACAUUUUAUUUGAGCCGAACUUUAACAGAAAGUAAAGUGUCUGUUCUUUGAA
Girardinichthys multiradiatus is the source of this 1584-nucleotide messenger RNA. RefSeq names its product spermatogenesis-associated protein 22. NCBI's taxonomy places the organism in Eukaryota, Metazoa, Chordata, Actinopteri, Cyprinodontiformes, Goodeidae. The record is from RefSeq and is a predicted model, not a curated record. Gene Ontology annotation, biological process: meiotic DNA repair synthesis; regulation of meiotic cell cycle; homologous chromosome pairing at meiosis. The coding region runs from base 175 to 1320 and encodes 381 amino acids. The transcript has 8 exons.